GCAUAUAUGUUAUAUGUGAACUGUAGCGACGCAUGAAAAGGUACCUUAAACCUCAUAUCUAUAAUCUAUGAAUAACAUGCUCCGGUACGUAUUGACCUCCGAUCCACUUCGAUCACCUCCGAUCAAUUGAUCAGUAUAAAGGGAGCAAAAGGAAAUUAAAAUAAAAAAAAAGAGACCUUCAGAGUCAGAGGCCCUGGAUCGGAGCAGAGCUCGGAGGAAAAAGAUGCUGGACGAUGUAUCCCAUUGCUCCGGAUGUUUCUUACGUCUUAUCGGAACGUGAGGAUAUCAACUCGAUCCUGUACAAACCGAUUAAUUCGACGCAGCGAAUAAAGUACACAUGUUUCAACGCUUCACCAAGUUACAUUAUACUAGGCUCAAGCAGUGGCAGCGUUUACUUGUUUUCAAGAGAGCCAUGUUUAUUUCUUCAAAUAAUACCUCUCUCGGAAGGUGUGGUUUCGCGUGUAGCGAUAUCACCUGACGAAAAAACUGUAGCCUUAGCAACAACUCGUGGUACUGUCUGUCUAGUAUCUCUGAAAUCCACUCCGCAAUUGAUAUCAGUAUCAACGGAGUAUAUAUAUAAACAAAUUACUUGUAUCUGUUGGAAUAAUAAUAGUACCGAGUUGUAUGUAGGAGAUGCAAUUGGCAGGAUUUCUGUCAUAGUGUUAUCCAUAUUUACGGUCAAUGGAAUGUUUCAAACUCCAGUAUGUACACUGAUGAGUCUGGAUUCUAGUAUCGUACAAUUAAAUUUCCAUUCGCCUCUAUUAUUGGUUUCCACGUUAGCACGUAGUUAUAUAUGCGACACAGUGCAAGAGCAAUACAAACAGAUUGGCAAUAAAUCGCGGAACGGCGAAUUCGGCGCAUGUUUUUACACGCACGAGAAUAACACUUUAAAAGCACAGAGAGAAGAAAGGAACACCAACAAUAUACGGGGCGCGUUCAAUUUGAUCUCCGAUAAUGAUAUCAAUAUUCUGGACGAGAAUCAGUCAAAGAUAUUUUGCGCUCGACCUGGUUCGAGAUUAUGGGAGGCCUCGGCUGAUGGAAUCGUCGUGAAGACGCAUCAGUUCAAAGAGGCUUUGGCAAUUCCUCCGACAGCAAUAUUUCGAUCAAAUAGUACCUUAGAAUCUAGUCAGAGGAAAGAGACGGAAUGCGAAUGGCCGCCGCAGUCUGUCAACUUCUCGCACUUGUUCGUACUCGCGCGCAAGUAUUUAUUUUCUUAUACGACUAGCGGCCUAUAUAUUAUUGAUCCGACGAAUGCAAGCAUGCUGUUGUGGAACAACGAGUACACGAACAUCAGCAUGACGGCGAUCGUGGACAAUCAGAUCUACUUGAUGACCUGUGAUAGCAAAUUUCAUUGUAUAACGUUAUCUUCACUCGACAGUCUAAUACUAUGGCUGUAUUGCCGCGAGCGAUACAGCGAGUGUUUAAACGCAUGUUUUAUAUAUAAGUCGCAAUUAUUAAAAACAAUCGGCACUAAGGAAAUUGUUGAGUUGUUCAAAGUAGAAAAUCUGCCGCAAGAUGAGAAAGAGCAGCUGCGACCAUUAAUAACGCUUCUGCAAGCUAGUGAUAAUAAUAGACCAGCUAAAUUAAACUCCGGCAUCGUAGUCGUGCAUUCUGAAAACAAUAGAUUCAUUAAUAAAAAAACUUACGGCUGUGAAAUGACGCCUUCGUCGCAGUCUCCUGAAAUCUCCAGCGAUGAUUCAUUUGAAAUGCAAAUAGAAUCUGGAAAAGAUCGGAAAGAAAAUCUUGUUCAAGAAAAUAUCCUCGGAAUUGUUUCAGGGAACAUAUUUGAUUCGGAUUACAAUAGAGAAAUGUUAAAUAUUAAAGAGGAUGGUCAUCAGAAGCUGGAUUUUCAAGAAAACGUUACGCAUAGGAUUCAAUCUGAUUUGCAUUCGAUUUACGAACUAGCGAAUAGUUUCAGAUCUAAUAUGUUAGAAGAAGAAAUCGAGGAAAUUAUUUUGGAGACAGAUAAAAAGAUGAGAACUAUCAAAGAUUCCUAUCGAGACUCGCCUGGGCUUCAGAGUUUUAUCUACGAAGUUACUCGCGCCGCGGAAUUGCAUUAUUAUAAUAUGUUUCUGGAAAACACCUCCAUGCAGUUGAUUGACUCUAGUAACAACAAUUACAUCGUGCGGCAUUUCGUAAGAGCCUUCAUCGAAAUCAACGCGCCAGCUUAUUUCAGGUGUAGUUGUGGUUAUCCUUAUCCGAUGGAUAAAACCAUAGAACCGAUUAGCAAUAUUUGUGACAAGGUACCUUAUAUGUGGCGUGUGUACCUGCCCAUCCGCAUCGAGCAACGUAGUGCAUUGGACGACUUGUUGAGACAAUGUCUUCAGACCAGAGACAAUGUCGUGUUAUCGUUUCUUCUACCGGCGUUAAAUGAGCAACAGUGGAAUUGCGUAGGUACGUGUCUGAGUGAGAUCGAAGACAGUACUUGCCUCUUUUGCGCGACACCUUUGGCAAAGAAAUCCAAUUAUGACAUACUGAUAGAUUGGAGUGGGAUUGUCAAAGAAAUUAUGAAAAGAGAGGGACCAGAUGAGGCCACGGCGUUUCUGAUUAAGCUGGAGAAUAUGAUACCGGACAUUGAGUUAGACAAAAGUAUAUUCCAGUCGAUUGUGUUUACAAAAAUGCUGCAUCGCCGAGGUCUGAAGAAAUCGAUUGAUUUCAGUAAAACUAACCAAUUAUCAUCGAAAUUUGGUACAAUCUGCUCACCACAGAUACGUGAUCAGUUGACAAAAGUUCUCGAGAAAGAUUUAAGACGAUCGAUAGAUAAAAACGUGUUUGGAAUAGGCGCUCAUCAUUGGGGUAUGCGUCAUCAGAUUAAAUCAUUGACGUGCCCAUGCUGUACGUUGUCUUUACAGACGCCAAUUUUACUAGGUACCAAUGGAGUCGCGAUUUUUCGUUGCGGCCACGCCUAUCACGUAAAUUGUAUGAUAGAAAGAAAGCUCACUAGAUGUAAUCUUCAUCAGUAAAUGUUGUAAAUAAGAAUUAAAUGAAGAAGUUACAUGUACCGUAUAUACAUUUUUCUCUUGAAAUAAAGCUCUCUUCGGAUGUA
Acromyrmex echinatior (Panamanian leafcutter ant) is the source of this 3046-nucleotide messenger RNA. It is a transcript of the gene pink, whose product is annotated as WD40 repeat domain-containing protein pink. Gene Ontology annotation, molecular function: protein binding. Gene Ontology annotation, cellular component: cytoplasm. NCBI's taxonomy places the organism in Eukaryota, Metazoa, Arthropoda, Insecta, Hymenoptera, Formicidae. Gene Ontology annotation, biological process: developmental pigmentation. The record is from RefSeq and is a predicted model, not a curated record.